CUUGUCUCUUCGCGACCGCGAGGGUGAGUAACCGACAUUGGGAAUGGCUCACAGUUUGUUGAGCUGUGAGUCUACAGAUGUCCAACCCAGAGGACCUUCUGUCAGAGUCACUCGGAAGCCUCUACAACUACACACCCAUUACCCAUUCAUCUGCGGGAUCCACCUUCACCUACGACUACCUCGGGCGAGAGGACGAACAUGAUGGUGGUGACGACCCGACGGAGAACUAUGCCUUGGAUACCCCUUUCACCAUAACUUUGACGACUCCUGACACGCAACCAGCCAAUUGGGCACUUCAUGCCUCCUCCAUAUGGGUAUCCGCCCUUUACAUCGCUGAUCACGUUCACGAUCUACACCUCGAUCUGCACACCAAGCGUACGGCCGGCGAGGGCACUCGAUUGCGUGUGCUUGAGCUAGGAGCUGGAGCAGGGCUGCCCAGCAUCCUUAUUGCGCGACUCUACCCCACCGCGGACAUCGUGACCAGUGACUAUCCCGACGACGAGCUGAUCUCGACGCUGGCAGACAACGUCCAGAAGAACGAAGCAUUCACACAUUGUCAUGCUAUUCCGUAUGCAUGGGGCAGCGACCCAUCUCCUCUGUUCGCGCCCUUUGCGGACGUUUCAUCUAGGCGAACCGGGUUUGACGUCGUGAUAGCAGCAGACACGCUCUGGAACCCAGAGUUACACUCGAAGUUCCUCGGCUCUCUGUCGGAAACACUGAAGAAGACACCCGAUGCACGCGUCCAUUUGGUCGCCGGAUUCCAUACGGGGAGAUACACUGUAGAGUCAUUCUUGAAGGCUGUACCAGAUGCUGGUCUAGAAGUGGAGGAGGCAGCGGAGCGAGAGGUAGGGGGAAAUCGACGGAGGCCAUGGAACGUCGAUAGAGCAGAUGAGGAGACCGAAGAGGAGCGAAGACGGUGGGUGUUAUGGAUGGUACUGAAGUGGAAGGAAAGCGCAUUGGCAUAAGUGAGAUGAAAUGGGAUACCACUGUACUCUAGAUCAAUGCUUAUCACGCAUGCUGAAUCCCACACAAUGCAUUGGUGUCUGGGCUCGUGGGGGCCUCGAAGAUGA
Molecule: messenger RNA, 1070 nt
Organism: Fomitopsis serialis
Lineage: Eukaryota; Fungi; Basidiomycota; Agaricomycetes; Polyporales; Fomitopsidaceae
Exons: 1
Coding region: 78-965 (295 amino acids)
Biological process (GO): peptidyl-lysine dimethylation
Molecular function (GO): protein-lysine N-methyltransferase activity
Source: RefSeq, a predicted model, not a curated record